Messenger RNA from Pyrenophora tritici-repentis Pt-1C-BFP, 932 nucleotides. Its product is annotated as mitochondrial 37S ribosomal protein bS21m. Gene Ontology annotation, molecular function: structural constituent of ribosome. Gene Ontology annotation, biological process: mitochondrial translational initiation; translation. The record is from RefSeq and is a predicted model, not a curated record. NCBI's taxonomy places the organism in Eukaryota, Fungi, Ascomycota, Dothideomycetes, Pleosporales, Pleosporaceae. Gene Ontology annotation, cellular component: ribosome; mitochondrial small ribosomal subunit.
AAAUUUGGGAGCCGCAACUGCAUGACCUUCACAUUCAUCGGAGCAACCUCGCACACACAAUUGCCCGGCCACCAACACUCCAACAACUACCUCUUGGAUGUCGCUGCUGUAAUCCACCUAGAUAACAUACCAUGGCAUCCAGAUCGCUGGGCGAGCUCAUGCUCCGCCCCUCCACAUUGACACGGAUACCGUAUGCACAACGGAUAACCACACCAUCAUGGACAUGUCAACGAGCGCUAUCCAAUACCCCACAGCCAUCCGCACAACCGGCACCCAAAUCCGACGAGGAGCAAUUCAUCCCCGAGUCGGAAGCCCAGCGACCACAAGGCCAAUACACGCCCGAGUUCGAGGCCGCAAGACCUCAACCACGACCCCAAGCCAGCCAAGCAAAAGACACGCGAAGUCUCGACAGUCUCUUUGCUGGAAUACCCAGAGAUCGGGCUCCACCGUCGUACGUGCCGCAAGGCGGUACGCCAAACCCACAAUCCAAACCUCGUCUGUUUGGCGCAGGAACUUUCGCAAGCAGUAACAGCAUGAGGCCGAGCCGUAAGCCCAGCCUGUCAUUUGAUGAUAUGGAUUUGCCGCCGGAUUCGAUACUGAACCCUUCACUUGCCAACAAGCCGUCUGAUGCGGCGUCGCUCGCUGUCCAGCAGGAGAAUAUAUUUGCUCAGUACCCCCGCUUGAACCCCGCGUACGGGCGCUCGGUGGAUCUGGAUAAUUCCCGUGGGCGGGAUAUUGUGAGGGGGAUUGGUAUGCUGGGUAGUUUGAUGGCAAGAAACAAGGUCAAAAGGGACUUCAACAAGCAAAGAUACCAUGAACGAGGGGGGUUGAAGAGGAAACGGUUGGCAUCCGAGAGGUGGAGAGCAAGGUUCAUGGUGGGCUUCAAAGCAGUCACGCAUCGUGUCACUCAAUUAACGAGGAAGGGAUGGUAA